CAACGGAGAUAUAAAAAAAUGUUGUAGCUUGACCUGUAACGAUUAGAAGCUUAUUUACUUAUGCGUGUCAUAAAAUGCUCCAGUUUCUACCCAUGCGGUCCCUCCCCAAGUUUAUAUGGUUUAAUGUGACUUGUUAGUUGCCGUUGUACCCAAAACCAAGGGCUUCUUUCGUUCGUGAGCGCAUCGUCUGUCGGUCGUCGUAGGGUGUUCUCCGUCGAUCCGUAUAAUUUUGAUUUUGCAGGCAAUGCAUGAUAGCGUUGCUCUUAAUGGCGGCACACAAGAAGAGAAGUCACAGAAAUUUAUCCAUACGAUAGACCCUGAUGAUCCAGAGUACCAACAGAAUCUUAUGCGACCAGCUUCUAUAAAGGAGGAUGUCUGUCUCAUGCACCAGAAGCAGCGUGUAUCACUCGUCCUCAAAUCGGACGCUUUUCGACGUGAACUAGAAGAAAUCGUGCGCUCGCAGUCAAGAUCUGCUGAAUAUCCUGGUUUGAACACCAGCCUACUUUCGUUGCAGCACGUUUCAGAUAUAUUUUCUUCUGUCCCCGCUGGUCAGUUAACAACUGAUGUAGGACUAAGCAAGGGGCAACCUAACGGCAUUAUACCCAUCAAUGAUCUGCGAGGUAUCGACGCAACCUUCUACUCUCGAAGGGAGCGUGCGCUGCGAUGCAAACUAGCCUCUGUUUACAGGUUGAUUGAUUUAUUUGGUUGGAAUACAAGCAUCCACAACCACGUUACGGCUCGUAUAAGUUCAAGGAAUGAACAUUUUCUUAUUAACCCUUUCGGGCUACUGUACCACGAAAUAACUGCGUCAUCCUUAAUCAAAGUAGAUGCAAAAGGGCAUGUGCUUGAUCCAGGUUCAACCGUUCUGGGCCUGAGUACAUCCACCUGGAUGCUACACUCAGCCGUUCAUCUAGCUCGGGCAGACAUUCGCUGCAUCGUUCACGUUGAUACACCAGCCACAGUAGCAGUUUCCUGUAUGAAGUCUGGUCUGCUACCGCUCUGUCAGGAAGCCAUGAUCCUUGGAGAUAUCGCGUACUACGCUCCUCCCAAUUCUGUUACCUUAAUCAACGGUGAUCGGCCCCCUGCUGUCGAUCAUGACAGACUCAAGGAUUGGACCCAGGAGAGGACAGUCCUUGUGGAAGCUUUGGGACCCACUGCUCGAGUGCUUUUCCUUUGGAGCCGUGGUCUUCUCGCGUUGGGUGAAACCAUAGAAGAAGCAUGGCAUUACGCUACGAAUUCAGUCGUUGCAUGUGACACGCAGCUUCUCUUGGCCUCCCUCGGAGUCGAUAACCUUUUUCUGCCAACGGACAAACUUAGACAGAAAACUUUCGAGAGCUGGCGCACCGCUGACUUGGGAGGACUAAGUGGUCCCGAAGCCGCCUUAGCCGCAAGGCUAGCGUCGCUCAGUAGGUCGUCGACCGCCGAACGAGGUGGUCAUUCUGCAUCCAAUGGCACGGUCGCCGACGGGGACAAUGCACUUGUGACUCAAUCACGACCAUGGCGACUUGGUGAACUAGAAUUCGAAGCAAUGAUGCGUCAUUUGGACAACGCCGGUUGUCGGACUGGAUACUUAUAUCGUCAGGAGGCCCUUUCAAGCCCAACUGGUGCGAGACGUGCGAGAACACUUGAUGGAAAAGGUUGUAUCAGUCAGGAUGAUGGUAUUAGAAUCCCUCCUACAGCCUCAUCACUCACUGCAACGAUGGCUUUCUUCCACGACGACGGUGUUCUCUCAGGAGAGGAAACCGACACACAUCGUCCCUUGUCUUGCGGGCGCGAAUACCGGCAGAAAAGCUGGCUGAACACCCCCAAUAAAUAUGUGAAAGAGUUAAUCAGGCCUUCUCCGGAUCACCAACCGGUUUCACAUUGGAUUUCGGAGCGAGAGGAUAACAUUCGAAAGGCUAUCUUGAAUGGAGCUUUACCACCACCUGCACCUUUUCACCCGCUCACUCCCGCAGCGAUUUCACUUGGCAGCACCGGAGGUAGACCCACGGGGACUUCUGCUUACAGCUCCUUCACUCUUCCCGGGUCUAAUCCCAGAGAGUAUCGGGACCAACAGCGUAAAGUGAAGGCAAAGUAUUACCGUGAUACCAAUACUGCUGGCCCACAGUCGCGACUCCUAGAUGGCCUUACUUGGGACGAAGCACGCCGAGUUCGAGACGAAGGUCUGACUAGAGUUCUUGGGUCGAAGGCUGCCGCACUCGUUACUCGCGGCGUCACAAGUGUUCCGGUUGCUGCUGCCAGUAAAGCUAUCAUCCAGCGGGACGUCCGAGAUGUGGCCGUUAUUUACGACGCCUUGUACUCACAUCAGAAUCCUUUCGAGAGCAUUACGGAUGAGGAACUGGAGCUGUAUAGGCGAGAAGUUGAGUUAAAGAACAAUCCCUAUUUGUCCGCUGAAUUCGAACGCCGUGGCCUUGCGCUCGCAGACACUGGACCUCUCCAUUCUCCGACUACCGCUGAUUCGCUCGCUGUGGACAGUGGUGCAACCGAUUUAGAAAGUGCUAGUGACACCGGACCAACUCACCUCAGCCUUCCGGCCGCUACGAGUACCUUGACUUCUGAACCUAGUGGAACCGACGAUUUGGGCGAACCUGGGGAACAGCGUAAAAAGUCAAAGAAGCGUUUCAUGCUCUUCUCGCUGUCUCGCUCGAAGCGUAAGGGCAAGAAGAGUAGUUCGUGAGCGAAAACCGCUGGAAUGCUCCAAUUGCUGCGCAGCAUUGUACUGGAAUUUCAACUCGAUUCUCCCGUGAUCGUGCUUCUCGGAUUCUUUUGCGGCGGUAACUGGCUGUGUCCUUGGCUAUCUGCAAUCGCCCCUUUGCCAGCGGUUUUUCAGUCCUGUCUAAUAUUUUUUGCUUGUAAACCGCUUUCAUUUGCAGCCUGUUCCUCCUUAUUGCUUAUCUGCCGCCCACUCAUUGCCUUUUGUCAAAUGCUUGUUGCUUAAAGAGGCGUUUGUAAACCCACUGCUUUCCACCACAUCCUUUUUUUGAUUCACUAUUCAUGCCUCCCCCGGUUUCAUACUACUUCUGUCUGACCACCAAUUUCAUGCCCCCAGGUAGACAACUACUUGUCGCUAAUACCGAGGCUUCUUCCCCUUCUGCGUCGAAUGAACUUUGACAGCUGAUAGUAUUUCAUGCGUGUCCAGUAUCCCCGUAUUAUGUGUAUUUUCUUCCGUUCACUUUCGUUUCACCUCCGUGUCCAAAGUGUAUUGCGUUACCUGUUAUUUUUCUUUCCCAUACCUCGGCGCCCGAACUACUUUUAUUCUUCAGUUCUCCCCAGUGAUUCUUCCACUCCAAUCUCGUUUUGUUUUAUCACCCUGUUUAACCGGAGCCGCGCUUUUGUGUUUCUCUUCCGGUCGCGGUCUGAGUUCAUUUGCGAUUUAUUGGUUUUUCCGUGUCAUGCUUCCCACAUACGCCUGUCAGAUCAGGAUAGGAUUUUACAACUGCGGCACCGUAAUACCUUUUUUACUGGUCAUCAUUACCUAAGCAGACGUCUCCUAAAUAUUUCCCUUUCCAUCCUUCAAAAUCUACCUACUGCUGCAUUUUUCGAUUUAUCAAUCUGACUUGCAAUUUGUUAGCGUUCUACUUCAGAUCACCUCCACUUGAACAACACAUGUUGCCUACAAUUGUCUCAGUGUUUUAAGCUUUUCGAACGA
This is a messenger RNA of Dicrocoelium dendriticum, 3649 nucleotides long. NCBI's taxonomy places the organism in Eukaryota, Metazoa, Platyhelminthes, Trematoda, Plagiorchiida, Dicrocoeliidae. The record is from the annotation of a GenBank genome assembly.